This is a messenger RNA of Hyaloperonospora brassicae, 948 nucleotides long. NCBI's taxonomy places the organism in Eukaryota, Oomycota, Peronosporomycetes, Peronosporales, Peronosporaceae. The record is from the annotation of a GenBank genome assembly.
AUGGAUCUGUUUGCGCCUCUCAUCAACACCGACUUGCGCGUGUUGCUCGGCGUAGCUCUCGUCGCCGGCACGACGCUGUACCUUCUGCUUCGUCGUCUCCAACCUCGUGAUGCGACGCCCGUCACGCUGCAAAGCCCGAGUCACGCGGGCGACUCGCCCUCGACCGUGCACUUGCCCCUCAUUGAAAAGGAGAUACUGUCGCACGACUCGCGUCGGUUCCGCUUUGCACUACCGUCGCCACAGCAUGUGCUGGGCUUACCCGUUGGCCAGCACAUUUCGCUGCGCUAUACGGACGAGGGUGGGAAGCUGGUGAUGCGGUCGUAUACCCCUGUAACCUCGGACGACACGAAGGGUUACGUGGACCUGGUCAUCAAGGUUUACUUCAAAAACGUGCACCCGAAAUUCCCCGAUGGAGGCAAAAUGAGUCAGUACUUGGACAACUUAGCGAUCGGCGACACCAUUGAAGUAUCUGGUCCCAAAGGAAAGCUCACGUACGUCGGCAAAGGCGAGAUCCACAUCAAACACCGCAUGCGUGAUGUCGUGCCCGAAGUCCGCAAGUGUCGCAAGAUCGGCAUGAUCGCAGGAGGGACGGGGAUCACCCCAAUGCUGCAGGUCGUUCGUCGGGCUUUGCAGGAUCCAGACGACAAGACGGAGUUCUCGCUGCUCUUUGCGAAUCAGACAGAAGCCGACAUCUUGUGCCGGGACGAGAUUGAGGCCAUGGUGGCGAAGCAUAGCAACGUCAAGGUGUGGUACACCGUGGACCGCGCGGACGAGGGGUGGAAGUACUCGACAGGCUUUGUCUCGGCUGCAAUGAUCAAGAGGCACCUGCCCGCAGCCGCGCCCGACACGCAGAUCUUCAUGUGUGGCCCGCCCCCGAUGCUGAAAUUCGCUGUACUGCCGGCACUGGAGGAACUAGGCUUUACGCCAGACCAGCACUUUAGCUUCUAA